AUGGGAGGUAGACCAAGAUUCAUUCACUUCAUGAUGAUGAGAGCAGAGAAUUUCAUCUUAUAUAAGAAAUUUGAGGAGGAUUGUAAUAUCAAUUUUCUGAUUACAAACUUUCAUGAACACAUGCUGAUGGACUUUGUGAUCUACUUCAUGGAAGAGUCUGAUAAACAGAUAAGUGAGAUGUAGUUGUUAGUCAAUGCUCAUGCUCCUCUUUUAGUUGAGGAGUUUUUCAAGAAUUUUUAGUGCAUUUGAUUGGAUAUUCUCUUUCUCUAUUGAAAUCCUGCAGAGGUGGGACUUGGUGGAAAUCAAAUCCUGUGGAGAAAGGUGGAGCUGCCUCUCCCAUUCCACCCAUUAUAGAUGUUCUGGAAAGAGAAGUGUUAAAAUAAAUUUCCUUUCCCUUUCUUUUUUCUCAUAGACUUCUUGGCCCCACUAAAGGCUUGUCUUUCUGAGAUCUACCAGAGGGAUUAUUCUCUAAUAGUGGUUUGCAGUAGGGAUAAAGUGAUACCUCAGAGCCUUCAAAGUAGUUGGAACCUGAAAUAGAAACAGAUACUUGCUGCAUUCUUCCUCUUUUUGACUAGGUUUUAGGGAAGAGAAACUUUUAGCUCUUACUUGUGAAGGAUUUUUUUCUCUUUCCACAUUGGUGCCUGUGCUAAAAGUGGCAAAUCCUUCAAAGUACUUCUUCCUUAUCAAUCCAUACUUGUACCUCCUUUGCUUGCCCUUUCCCUGGUUCUGCUUUUUAACUUACUAUAACUUUCCUUAUCUUGCUGAUUUCUUCACACUCUCAUUAAAAUCUUUUUUCUUCCUUAAUAGUUGUUUAAAAAAAAAAAUGAUGAUGAAGUUAUGACUUGGGGGACAGCUAGAUGGCGCAGUAGAAAGAGUACCAACCUGAAAACUGGAGGACCCAAAUUCAAAAUACAACUUCACUUACUAGCUGUGUGACCCUAGACCAGUCACUUAACCUCAGUUGUGUUACAUGAAUAGAUAAAGGAGGAAGGAAGGAAAGAAACAAGUUAAGAAAGAAGGAAGGAAAAAAUGGAAGCAGGAAAGAAGCAAGUUAGUUGUGGCUUGCCAAGGUUCUUUGUUAAUAGGGACAGAAUUCAAACCCAGAUCUUCUGACACUAAAUCAGGUCCUCUUUACAAUAUGCUAUCUUGCCUUUUUAAAAUAAUAAUGGUUCCCUUGAGAACUUAUCUUGGUUAGGGAAGUGGGGAGGUAACAUUUAGACUGUAGUCAGCAUAAGUAUAGUUAAUGAUUUUAAGCUUCAUUUCCCUAGACUUUGGCAAAAAACGAAUUUGGACUUAACUAGCUUUAUUUCUCUAAAAUGCUAUUUGGAUUAUUCAUAAAACUGCAUCUGCUCUCCAUGACCUUUUGAAUAAUAAAAUUUAUAUUCCUAAAUCUGGUAUUCACAAUUUGUAACAAUCUGGAACCAGCCUUAGCUCUAUUAUAGUAACUUUCCACUCGAGACAAGCUGAUUUGCUCUUUAGGUACCUGAAUACUUUUUCUUUUCUUUCUAGAACCUUCUCCAUUGCCUAGAAUAUCUUUUCUGCCUACCUUAAAGCAGAGAUUGAGUCAUCCUUGCCUUUUGAAGCUUUUCCAGACCACCUCAAUCCAAAAUAGUUUCCUCCUCCUAACUUCUUAGGUCCUUGAUUUCUUUAUUUGUGAAAAUUAAUUGUAAUACAAUUUUUUUUUAUAAUUUAUGGAUUUACAAAAUACUUUACAUUCAUUCUUUCCCAUCAUCCUUAUGAUCACUCAGCAAGUCAGGAAGCAUCCACCCAGUUUCAUAAAUAAGGGCAUCUCAGGCUCCAAGAAGAUAAAUGACUUGACCAGAGUCACAUAGAAGUAAAUUUGGAACACCAUUCUAGGUCCUUGUGCUCCUGCUAAUUCCUUGAAAUGUGUGAUAUCUAUUAGGUGACCCCUUAAGACUCCUAGGAUCUUAGAUCUAAAGCUGAAAGAGACCUUUUAUGACCACCCAGUCCAAAUCCUCCAUGGUAUAAAUGGAAAAACUGAGGCCCAGAGGAGUUGUAACUUGCCCAGAAUUGUAGAGCAUCAGAAAAAGAAUUUGAACACAAGUUCUCUGACUUUAGUCUUCUCUUGUUUAGAUUCUGUCAUGUUGCCCCUUAUUAUAGUUCUAAAUUCAUUUGUUUCUACAGUUCUAAACUCCUGGCACUUAUUAUUUAUAUCAUUUGGGAGGCAAGUAAUUAUAGAUUGCCUUAUGUCUCUUAAAUGGUUUUUUUAUCUGGUGGUGGUAUUUAACUUUUUUAGUCAAUCAUAAAGCAUUAAGUCAAGACAACAAAAACUUCCUCCCUUCACCAAAAAAAAUAAAAAUCCCCACAACAAACAAUACUGCCUGCUUCCAAGGAUCAAACAUUCUAAUGGAGGAGAUAGUUUGCAAAUGUUUAGGUUCAUAUAAGAAGGCAAUAGCAGCUUGACGAACCCUGAAAAGCCUGAAGAAAGUGAAAUUUGAACUAAGUCUUGAAGGAAUCCAGGGAAAUUAAGAGGUAGAAGUGAAAGGGCAGAAUAUUCUAGGUAUUUGUCCCAGCCAGUGCAAAGACACAGGCAAAAGACAGAAUUGUGCUUAAGGAGCUGUUAUUAGGCCCUGUUCCUGUGAUGUAGAACAGGAGGAGGGGAGUGAGGCAUAAGGCUGAAAAGGUAGGAAGAGGCCAAAUUAUGAAGCUCUCCAUUUUCCCAGAUAGAUUGUCAAUUCCUUCAAAACAGGAGUCCCACCAGAGACCUACCUCUCUGCUUUGCUCAUAUUUUUGUAGAGCAUAGUGAAUAUUUGUAAAUUGUUGCAAUUAUAGUUUGCAUUGAGUUUAAAUGGGUAUUAAUACUUUUUCUAAAGUGAUUUUUCUGUGUGUAUCUGCGUUCCUUUAAGACCACUUUUGGCAAAAAGUAAGGAGAGGAGUUUCUUUGCCUUACUGAAAUUUAGGUUCAUAUUUUUCUCCUAGAAUAGAGGUUAGAUUCAAGGAUGCUCAAUUACCUGCAAACUCUUUGAAUGGGUGAGAUUCCAACAUUGAUGACCCUGAUGCUAAUUACAACUUCUGACAGUUUCAGACAGGCAGUUUACCGGUAAGGACAAAGAGAGCUGGGUCCUAAUUAUAGACAUUUCACAGACUAACACUCUUUUGGGCCCAUUUAGCCAAAGGCUGAAAACAAUGUAAUUUUUUUAUUUUGUGUUUUGCAACUUGAUUUCUAUUAUUCUGUGAUUUUAAAAAAUAGCUAUGUUACGAUCUAAUUUGGACCCUUUUCAUGCUGGAAUGUAGAAAUUUUCACUUAUUAAACUUAGGCAAAAGUGAUUAAGCAUAAUUCUUUACUGGUCACCUUAAAUAUUGUUUUCUUGACAGACUUUUUCUUUAUCAACAUGUUGUAUGAUCUUCUAGGGAAAGCAAUCUCCAUUUAUUUCUAUGGAAUUUAUACUGAACUAUAUAAUUUCGAAUAAAGUUUACCUUUCCAAUCCAGCAGUAUUAAAAUUAUUAGUAGAUAUUUUUAAGCACAAUUCCACAAAAAAUGGUGGUUCUCCUUUGUCUGCAAUAUAUAAUAAAAUUUUUUCACCCAAUUAUAGCAGUUGGGUUAGAUUUCAGAAUUAUUGCAGCAUCUACAACCAAAUCAUAAAUCUCUAAUAAGAAAAAAAAUUAUUUUGUGUCAUCUAAAUAAAAAGGAAGCAUUUUACAUUAAACUUAUUUUUAAUUGGAAUUCCCAAGGGAAGUAGUUUUGAGUGUUUUGUUUAGCUCAUUAUUAAUCAGAAAAUAUUUUGUUUCAACUCUUGUUAAGUUUAUGGCUAUUUUAAUCCACUUACUAGCUGCACUAGUAUAUGUACACUGUAAUUAAAUAUUUUAUUAAUGAUAUUGUCGUCUCUAAGUUGUCAUUCUUAACCCUAAUCAUCAUACUUUAUUAUACAAAAUAUAAAUAUACAUAGAGUGAUUUUAUAGAAACCUGAGGGCCUACUUUUGCAGGACUUUUUUGCUGAGUCCCCAAAGUCCUUUUAGCAGCUUGUUUGGUUGUUGUUUUCUCUCUGUCUUAAAUAUAGAACUCAGGGAAAGAA
Molecule: messenger RNA, 4034 nt
Organism: Sarcophilus harrisii (Tasmanian devil)
Lineage: Eukaryota; Metazoa; Chordata; Mammalia; Dasyuromorphia; Dasyuridae
Product: actin-related protein 2/3 complex subunit 4
Biological process (GO): actin filament polymerization; Arp2/3 complex-mediated actin nucleation
Cellular component (GO): Arp2/3 protein complex; actin cytoskeleton
Molecular function (GO): actin filament binding
Source: RefSeq, a predicted model, not a curated record